UCGAACUUUUCAUCUUGCAUCAUUCUGACAGCCAUUCAAAUCAACAGACUAAAACCGGCCAGUUUCUUGUGUAUACAAAAAGGUUUUUUAUUGAAGAAAGUCAAUUGCAAGACUGUUAUGGUGUCCCUACAAGACUUUUCAUACUUCCCAAAGCCGGGAGAAGUUUCGCUGUAUGAGAAAGAUGGACAAUUGUGUUCAUUACCCGCCGCCGAGAUAGACCUAACCAACUUCUCUGGCAGUUUAUCCUCUUAUCCGGACAUUAAUGUCAGCCGGGAGCUAUGCAAUCAUUCGUCAUCAUCCCAUGACGACAACAAAACAGUUUUAAUACCAGUGCACGAACCGUUGAUCAAGAAAUUGACACGGACAUUCAUCGAGAAUGGAUUCGUAGCAGCAUUGGAAAAGGCAGCCAAUUCUGAGACGGACACAAAAGCCGUUGUGGUUUCGGUGGCUAGAUUCGCAUUGCGUAUUGUCAAUAUGUGCAAAACGGUUCAGUAUUACUAUCAUCCGUACCGGAGAGAUCACGGUGUGUUUAGCAUAUCGAAAUAUGCACAGACACGGGAGUGGUCGAGAAGCUUGAUUCGGGUGAUACGAUGGCAUCCGAACGUUUUCAAAUUGGCUGUAGCUGCUUGCGAUGAUAGCAUCAGAAUUUACACGGAUGACAGGGCAAUGGUUGUCCUUUUAAAGAACAUUCUUCAAAAAUGUGUUACAACCAUGGCGUGGCGUCCACUAACACACAAUGAAUUGGCUGUUGGGUGUGAAAAUGGCAUACUUAUCUGGAAUGUAACCAAUGUGCGUACAGGGAAGCCGAUCACAAAAUUCAUUCAUUUAACACAUCGCAAUCACUCACCAAUUAUAUCCAUCGAAUGGGACAAGACUGGCAACCUGCUUGCUUCAGCCAGCACUAUCGAUUCGGACAUUUUAAUUUGGAAUCCCGAUCUGCAGACCAGCGAACCAUUAAAGCGUGUCGGACCGCCAUCGUCGCUUCUCAAGUUUUCACCGAAUGGAUCUCGUCUGUUCGCAUCAACUGUCGGUACAGUGUUCCGAGUGUGGAAUACGCAAAACUGGAUGCCAGAACGGUGGACUGUUCCGCGCGGAACGAUCCAAUCGGCCGUUUGGUCACCGUGCAGUGGUUAUUUACUGUUCGUGACCAGCGAAGAGCCAAUUCUGUACAGUCUUCAGUUUAUCGAACAGCAACUGUUUGCAACCGCCUCCCUUGCCAAGCAAGCUCUACCCAUAGCCGAUUUAUCGACAAUAAAGACUUCCGGUCGGAUGGAUAUUGGUGGCAUACCGCAGAGUUUGGCUUGGGACGCAAAGGGUCAACAUCUGGCCGUUUCGUUCAAGGAUUGUCCGGCAAUAGCUCUGUUCUUAACCUCAGUUACCAAGACCAAUAUAAGCAUUGCAUCGGACUGUUUCCUCGUUGGCGUUGGCACCGCAUUUCCAUCGUACAUUUGUUUCCAAGAGUGUUUCCCCGAAACGCAUCCAGAUAAGCCACAAUCUGUGUUGACCAUCGGCUGGUCCAGUGGCGUAGUUCAAUAUUUCCCAUUCAUUUGAAUAGGAUGGGGUUUGGUAAGCAAUAAACACGAUCGAUGGUUGCAGUUUUCAAUAAAAUAUAUUUUCGAAUAAAAUCGGCUCUUUGUUCCUUAAAUCUGACGCCGCCUAUUAACAUACUCUUAUAGCGUAACAGUAUCCAUAAACAAUAUAUAUAUUUGGUUCGACAAAGACACGGCAUAACAUGUCCAAGUGUGCCAGAUGAACAAUAAAUGAAGUUA
Bradysia coprophila is the source of this 1769-nucleotide messenger RNA. RefSeq names its product aladin WD repeat nucleoporin (gene Aladin). Lineage: Eukaryota; Metazoa; Arthropoda; Insecta; Diptera; Sciaridae. Gene Ontology annotation, cellular component: nuclear pore. The record is from RefSeq and is a predicted model, not a curated record. Gene Ontology annotation, molecular function: protein binding. Gene Ontology annotation, biological process: nucleocytoplasmic transport.